Saprolegnia parasitica CBS 223.65 is the source of this 831-nucleotide messenger RNA. RefSeq lists its product as hypothetical. NCBI's taxonomy places the organism in Eukaryota, Oomycota, Saprolegniomycetes, Saprolegniales, Saprolegniaceae. The annotation marks the transcript as partial. The transcript has a single exon. The record is from RefSeq and is a predicted model, not a curated record.
UUUGAUAUCGCCAAGCACAUUGACCAAAUGGUGCAUGCGAUCCUUCACACGAUCGGACUCUCGCGCGGCCACAUCGACGAAGACGACCAUGGCAUCUACGUCUUCUCCGACGUCACGUUCGAGUACGCGUCGCAGGUGCAGUGGACGGUGCCCGACCUCAGCUUUGAGCUCACGCAUCCCAGCACGAACGAAACCUUGCUGCGCGUCGGGUUCUAUGGGUUCACGCUGGGUGGUGGCACGACACACAUUGCAACGUACACGUACCUCGGGCACACCGACACGGCGCCGCUCGAGGCCGUGCUGCAGUCAUACCUCGGUGGGUCGAACGUCUCGCUGGCCAUUGUCGGCGGCCACCCGCAGUCGCACUGCCUCGCGCAGCAGCUCUUCAACCGCAUGUCGUUUCCGAUCGAGAUUCCUGGCACGAUUGACGGCCAGCCCGCUUUUUUACGCAAGUACGAGCUCAACCCGACGCUCAAGAAACUCGACUCGGAGACGCACACGUGCGAGCUCCGCCUCGAUGUCGACCUCCAGAUCCACAACCCACUCCCGAUCGAGCUCGAUCUGGUGCACUUGCAGUUUGACAUUUUGUACCACAACACGUCGGCGCCAAAGCUGCCGUGGAAAGAUCUCGCCACCGCGAUCGACAACACAGCGGUCGCGUGGCCGGCCCAGGGCGUCAACAACGUCUCGUUCCCGAUCCUCGUUACGUCGUUUGAGGUCUGCGAAGACCUCAUCGUGCUCUACCUCAGCGACCAGCUCGCCUUUUCGCUCCACCACGGCAACCUCUCGAUCGCACUUGGCGGCGGCAGUGCGUUUGACAUUCCGUUCACC